Messenger RNA from Theobroma cacao (cacao), 2770 nucleotides. Its product is annotated as Protein kinase superfamily protein. Gene Ontology annotation, molecular function: protein kinase activity; ATP binding. Gene Ontology annotation, biological process: protein phosphorylation. The record is from RefSeq and is a predicted model, not a curated record. NCBI's taxonomy places the organism in Eukaryota, Viridiplantae, Streptophyta, Magnoliopsida, Malvales, Malvaceae.
AGUUUCUUCUGCAACUUCUCUUCUUUUUAACUUCUCUGUUUCUGUCUUUCCCACACUCUUCACUUUCCUUUGCUUUUUCCUUCUAAUUAUUUGUCUAUUUUUAGCUUCAAAUAUCUUUUAAAACCCUCACCCUCGUUUCAGUUGGUCUUGUUUUUCCAUCUCUAAUUCGUCGAUAUCUCAAAGACUCUCCUCAUUCGACUGCUCUCUUUGUAGCUCAGCCGGUCGAAUUUGGUCUUAAUUAAGGAAAAGAAAGCGUCUCGUCUCCAGUGUAGAUUCCUUGUAUAAAGAGAAAACAAGAAGGAAAAAAGGGAGUUUAUUGAGAAUAUUCAUGUUUAAAUAUCUUUUUUUUUUAUUUGCUGGUUGUUUUUACUUUUUCUGUUUUCAUUUAGCUUACUUGCAAAGAAGAGUUUUGACUAGUAAUUUUUUUAAAGAAAAGAAGGCUCUAUUGAAUCCUCUGUGAUGGAUUAUCAGAACCAAGACCCAUUAGACUUGUUACUUUGAAUGGCUGGGAAAGUUGUCGACGCUCUGUCCGCCAGUUUUUCUGAGUACGAGAUUCUGGAAGGUGAUGAUGACAAACUUAGAACCGUGGUAGCGGCUUCGAGUCAGAGAAUUCCAUGGAUUGACCCGUCAAAAUUGAAACUUAGGCAUAGGAUUGGAAGGGGACCCUUUGGUGAUGUUUGGUUAGCAACUUAUCAUAGUUCGACUGCAGAUUAUGAUCAGUCUUAUGAAGUAGUCAUCAAGAUGUUGCAUGCAAUUAAGCAGGAUGACAUGAGGACUUUGUUGGAUAAGUUUGAUGAUUUAUAUUCUAAGUGCCAAGGUGUGAAUAAUAUUUGUUAUCUACAGGGAACUUCUGUUAUAAAUGGAAAGAUAUGUAUCAUUAUGAAAUUUUAUGAAGGAUCAAUUGGGGAUAAAAUGACUCGCCUUAAGGGAGGAAAGCUCUCACUUCCUUGUGUUUUGAGGUAUGGGACCAAUUUGGCACAGGGAAUUUCGGAAUUGCACUCAAAAGGGAUCUUGGUUCUUAACCUUAAACCCUUUAACUUUCUUCUUAAUGGCACUGACCAAGCAGUUCUAGGAGAUAUUGGCAUUCCAUAUUUGCUCCUGGGAAUUAGAUUGCCCAGCUCAGAUAUGGCACACAGGCUUGGAACGCCCAAUUACAUGGCUCCAGAACAGUGGCAACCGGAAACCAGAGGGCCAAUAUCAUUUGAGACUGAUUCAUGGGGAUUUGCAUGCAGCAUUGUGGAAAUGCUCACCGGCAUUGUUCCUUGGAGUGGGAAAUCAGCUGAUGAAAUUUAUGAUCUGGUUGUCAGAAAACAGGAAAAACCACUUAUUCCAAGUGGCCUUCCUCCUCCGGUUGAGAAAGUUCUUAUUGGCUGCUUUGAGUAUGACUUCAGAAGUCGUCCUUUGAUGAAACACAUAUUAGAGGUGUUUAACAGUAACCACAUUCUCAGCUCAGAGAUUGGAGGUGAAGAUGAUCUGCAAUGGACAGGUCUUGGGAGCACAACAGUAUCAGACAAUUUAAGUAGCUUUACUGGCUACACAGGGUGGUUUCUUUCAAAGGAUCGUUUGCAAGUGGGUGACAUUGUGCGUUCCAGAAAGCCACCUAACUCAUGCAAACCUGAAAAUAUGAAUGUCCCUGAAGGAACCGUGGUGGGUUUAGAACACAUCACGGAUCAUGAUGGUUUUGCUUUGGUGAGGGUUCAUGGCAUUCAUGACCCUAUAAGAGUUCAUUUUUCGACACUGGAGAGGGUCACUCUUGGCUUAGCAGCUGGGGACUGGAUACGCUUGAAAGAGGAAGACAAAAGGCACUCACCAGUAGGUAUUCUUCAUUCCAUUGACCGUGAUGGAAGUAUUGCUGUUGGGUUUAUCGGGUUGGAAACUCUUUGGAAGGGAAAUUCUUCAGAGUUUCAGAUGGCAGAAUCUUACUGCGUUGGUCAGUUUGUUAGGCUGAAAUCUAACGUGCUUAGCCCUCGCUUUGAUUGGCCUCGUAAAAGAGGAGGCAUUUGGGCUACUGGGAAAAUUUGCUGGAUCCUGCCAAAUGGAUGCCUUGUUGUUAAGUUCCCAGGUAGAUUAACCAUUGGAGAGGAAGUGGGCAAAUUUUUGGCCGAUCCAGCUGAAGUGGAAGUGGUUUCUUUUAACAAUUGUCCAGGGUUGGUGAAGAAGUAUCAACAUCUUGAGGAUUUUCACUGGGCUGUGAGGCCAUUUCUAGUUGCAUUGGGUCUAUUAACAGCAAUGAAGGUGGGAUUUUUUGUUGGAAAGAGAAUCAGUAAGUCAAAGGUGAAGCGACAGAGCAGUGUAAUUCAGAGUGAUUUCCAACAUAUGGAUGGGCAGACUGCUGGCAACCCAGCUUGGCUUCCACCGCCUGUGGCAAAUAUCCUUUUCAGGGAAGGUGCCGCUCGGUAGUUUCCUGGCCUAGUUCAGAUACCAGAAGGCAAUCUUACUAACUCUGUUGAGUUGCAGUAGGAAACAGUUUCUGCGGUAAAUGGUUAAUUACAUCUUAUUGUGAGCAUCUUAUCUUUUAUGCUAAGUUGUAUAUAUACUAGUGCAGUCUAUUUGCUUACACACAUAACCAGCUGAUCUAAAUCUUGUGAUGAUGAUUACAGUCUAUAUCUGCUCUGUUUAAGGGUCUGGGUGAAGGGCAUGAUCCAACUGGUUUGGAUUCUUUCCAUCAGAAUAUUGUUCGACCUUUAGUUGAUUUUUUGAUGGUAUCUUGUUGGAUGUCCAACUUAAAAGGAAAAAAUGGAAAUGAUAAGGUGUUAGAAUUUAAGUGUUA